Closterium sp. Yama58-4 is the source of this 2478-nucleotide messenger RNA. The record is from the annotation of a GenBank genome assembly. Lineage: Eukaryota; Viridiplantae; Streptophyta; Zygnematophyceae; Desmidiales; Closteriaceae.
AUGUGGAGCAAGGAUAUUCGGUGGAGGAGGAGGAGGAAGAGGCGAGGCACUGGGGCGAGGUGCAUGGUGGUGGUGUGGCGAGAGGAGCGGGAGGAGCAGCAGGUGGUGGGGCAGCAGGAUGGGGAGGAGAGAGAGGUGGCAGGGCGGGAGGAGGGUACGAGGCGUCUUAUUGGUUGUGGAGGGGCAGUGUGGAUGACACGGCUGAUUGGAUGGAAAUGGUGGGAUGAGAGGGAUGCAAAGGGGUGGAGAGGGGUGCAAGGGGUGGUUAGAGGGAUGCACGAGGUGUUGGAGGAGGAAGUGAGACUGGGACGAGUGAGAGGGGGAGAGAGUGGGGGAGGGGGGGGGGAGGAGGAGGAGGAGGAGGAGGAGGAGGAGGAGGAGGAGGAGGAGGAGGAGGAGGAGGAGGAGGAGGAGGAGGAGAGAAGGGAGGAGAAGCAGCAGCGUGAGGAAGGGGAGGGAGGGUUGGAAGGGAGCGAGGCAGUAACUGCACACAAGGCUCAUCUCCACCUAAUGCUCUGGCUCGAGUCCUUUUGUGACGCUUCUGAGGAGUCUGGUGGUGGUGGUGGUGGCGGUGGUGGUGGGAAAGGAGAGGCGGAUAGAGUUCUGGAUAAUCCUACUUGCCUGCUACAGCAGUGGAUACAUCCUCCCAUUCAAGCGUGGACUGCACCUACACUCAACUUCCACCCCCUUCUUCCCCGCUUUCACUCGCCAUCGACUCUCCUGCAGGCCGCGCUGGUGGCAGCAGACACGGUGCGAUGCCUCAAGAUGCACUGCAGGAUCAUGGGGACCUGUGAGGCCGCGCUGGUGGCAGCAGACACGGUGCGAUGCCUCAAGAUGCACUGCGGCAUCAUGGGGACCUGUGAGGCAGCACUGGUGGCAGCAGACACGGUGAGAUGCCUCAAGGCGCACUGUGGCAUCAUGGAGACGCUUCAGGCCCUGAGGGACCUCUUCUUCAUCGGGGGAGUCUCAGUGGCACCUGUGUUCCUUGGGGAGCUAUGGAAGCAGAUGCGCAGCAACGUGCUGUUGCCAGCGCACACCACCGAAUCACUGCAGCAACUCAUGGACAGUUUCCUUGCUGCAGCGGCACAUGGACACACAUCUCCGCCACCAUUCAAUACAAUCACUGUCACUCUCUGCAGCAAAGCCUCUGACUCCCCCACUACCACAGACGCACACUCUCCCCUCCACCCAUCCUCACCUGCCAUCACCACCAAUCCCACUGAUCUACUGCCGUCUGCCACAUCAUCUAAUCCUUUGCUUCCUUACGCCACUUCCGCUGCCACUCCUUUUGCCUAUGCCAAGCCGUUUGGCACCGAACCUACUAGCAAGGCUGAACCUGCAACUCCCAUCAGGUUCACUGCCCAUGCCGGGCCUGUACCCUUUGCCGGACCUCCAGCCUCGGUAUCAUCCAAACCUUUUGCCGGACUUACUGGACCUUCCUUGCUUGCCGGACCUACUGCUCGUGCCGGGGCUGGUGGCGCGUCAGGUGUCAAAGCCUCAACGCCCAUGCCCAGACCUGGAGGUUCGGGGAGCGGAGGUGGUUCGGCGAUGCAGGUUCGGGUGACAGCAAUGAUGAAGUUGUUAGAGAGGAUCCACAUGAAGCCUGAGCUGGAGUGGCCAUUGGAUAACCUCAUGCACCCUGCAGCAUGCGCCAAGUACAACCAGCUCUUUUCGUUCUUCUCCAAGCUCUCUCUUGCCAAGACUGCUCUAAGCACCACCAAGGCACGCAUGCUGCAGGAGCGGCGUUGCUUCCGUGACAUGCCCCUGGCGGCACAGAGGGAGCUGCUGAUGGUGCAGCACAUGCAGCAUGCCUUGCAAGCCGUCCACUCCUUCCUCAUGGCCAAUGCGGUGAAAGCAGCAUGGCACGAGCUGCAAGCGGCCAUGGGCAGAGCAUCAUCCGUGGCAGCAGUGCUGCAAGCACACCACCACUACCUUCACUCCAUCCUCGAAGGAUGCUUCCUCGUUAACUCCACCAACAUGGGCAAGGCCAUCACGAACCUGAUAGCCUCUCUGUCCAGCAAGACUCUUCUCUUCUGCGCACUCUACCACUCCCGCCGCUCGCUGCAGCGCCCACACUCCAUUCCAUCACCCACCCCUUCCGCCACCAUGCCUAAUGCUACCAGCAGCACCCCAAUGCACACACACACGGCUAGCACCAGCACGCCUGCAUACACACCCACUGCCAGCAGCAGCAGGGUGGGAGCAAGAGAUGAAAGCUACAAGGAGGGAGGAAGGGAGAAGAGGAGUGGCAGGGGAGCGGCGGAGGAGGCAGCAAUCAAUGCGGAGAUUCAGCAGCUGGGGGAUUUCUUCCAUGCUGACGUGUCGGCCAUCCUGCAGGUAGGUCAGUCUGACGUGUCGGCCAUCCUGCAGGUAGAUCAGUCUGACGUGUCAGCCAUCUUGGAGGUAGGUCGUGGUGACGUGCCGGUCAUCCUGGAGGUGGGUUUGUCUGACGUGUCAGGCAACAUGAGGUCAUGCUGA